Molecule: messenger RNA, 5440 nt
Organism: Phragmites australis (common reed)
Lineage: Eukaryota; Viridiplantae; Streptophyta; Magnoliopsida; Poales; Poaceae
Product: probable serine/threonine-protein kinase SIS8
Exons: 8
Coding region: 211-3093 (960 amino acids)
Biological process (GO): protein phosphorylation
Molecular function (GO): ATP binding; protein kinase activity
Source: RefSeq, a predicted model, not a curated record
CGCUGCUAGUCGCUUGCGAUUAGCGAUAACAACUAAACUAAUGCCGCUGUGGCCACUAGGGGACGAGUCAAUCGAUGCCAAAAGCUAAUUGCAGCCCCUCCGCCACACCGCCAGUGGCCAUGUCGGAUCCACCCACCCACCACCAACUCCGGUAGCAGGCGAGGCGAUAGCUGCGACGGCGACCUCGGUUUCGGCGGCGGCGGCGGCGGGAUGAAGAACUUCCUCAGGAAACUCCACAUCGGCGAGGGCUCCGGCGACGGCGCCUCAUCGCCUCCCCCUCCGCCCCCCGGCAAGGGCGGUAACGGUAGCGGUGGUGUUCCUCAUUACCCGCACCACGAGCAGAGGCAGCCCUCGGCCGUUUCGAGUUGGCUCGACAACGUCCCUAGCCGGCCUCCGCCCCCGAUUCCGGUGGAAGCGGAGGGGCCGACGGCGUCGUCGUCAGUUGGGGCGGGGGCGGAGGAGAGGAGCUCUAGGCAGUCCGGGGCGGUCGAGAGGCGGCGAUCGCAGGAGGAAGAGAAGGAGAGGAGACGGUCGCGGGAGGAGGAGAUGGAGAGGGAGCGCAGGCGGUUGCAGGAGGACGAGGUGGAGGAGAGGGUGAUAAGGGAGUCGUCGGAGGCGGAAGAGAGGAAGCGGGAGAGGGAGAAAGAGGAGGACGAGCUGGAGGAGUUCCAGCUUCAGCUGGUGCUUGAGAUGAGCGCGCGGGAUAAUCCGGAGGAGAUGGAGAUUGAGGUUGCGAAGCAAAUCAGCCUGGGCUUCUGCCCGCCACAGAGCUCCCCUGCGGACAAUCCGGAGGAGAUGGAGAUUGAGGUUGCGAAGCAAAUCAGCCUGGGCUUCUGCCCGCCUCUGAGCUCCCCUGCGGAGGUCCUCGCGGUCCGGUACUGGAAUUUCAACGCCCUUAGUUAUGAUGACAAAAUAUCGGAUGGCUUUUAUGAUCUCUUUUUCAUUGGGAAUGGGCCAGCAUUGGUAACUGUGCCCUCUCUUGUUGAACUGCGAGCCCAGACAUUUUCACAUAAAGUCAACUGGGAAGCUGUAAUGGUCAAAAGAGAUGAAGAUCCUGAGCUCAGGAAACUUGAGCAGAAGGCUCUUGAACUUCGAUCAAAAACUUCAGAAUCUGUUGGGAAUGCUUUGGUACAGGGACUUGCUAGUCUGAUUGCUAGCCACAUGGGUGGGCUAGUUUUUGAUCCUGAGAGCAUGUCGGUGAAAUACAAGAGUAUGAUUAGUUCCUUUAGAACUAGUAUUGGAAGUGUAGUUGUGCCCCUUGGCCAACUAAAAAUUGGUCUAGCUCGUCAUCGUGCACUUCUAUUUAAGGUUUUGGCUGAUGGCCUUGAUAUACCUUGCCGACUGCUGAAAGGAAGGCAGUACACUGGAUCGGACGAUGGAGCUUUGAAUAUUGUGAAAUUUAAUGACGGAAGGGAGUUCAUUGUUGAUCUUGUGUCUGAUCCUGGUACACUUAUUCCUUCAGAUGGUGCUGUUUUGUCUAUAGAAUUCGAGGAAAAUAAUCAUCACUUUAACAAAGAUGAUGCUACCGAUCAUUUGGGAUCUUCUCUUAGCGGAGUAUCAAGUUCAGCCUGUGGUUCUUCUGAGUACGAGUUACUUGACAGAACAUCCACAUCAAGCAAUGUUGGUCCUUCAUAUACUGAUGGAGCUACAACUAGUCAGACAAGCAAUGAACAAAAUACGCUAUCAAGCUCAUUCGAAAAACUAUCAGUUAGCACAUGCACUAGUGAAAAUAGGCCUAUCGUUAAUGAAUCGAUAAGUACAGAUGACAUUAUAGCUGCAAGGAACAAAGUUAUAUCAGUUGCAACAAAUGAUUCUUCUUCAACUUCACCUUCUACAUCAGAGGUGGGAAGUACUCCAGCUGUCCGGAGGAUGAAAGUGAAGGACAUUUCAGAGUACAUGAUUAAUGCCGCCAAGGAAAAUCCACAAUUAGCUCAGAAGAUCCAUGAGGUUUUACUAGAAAAUGGAGUUGUGGCACCACCUGACUUGUUUUCAGAAGAUUCAAUGGAAGAGCCAAAGGACCUCAUUGUGUAUGACACAACCCUGUUCCAAAGCAAGGAUGAAAUGAAAAGGAGGAUGAAUGAGAUUGAGUCAAGGGAAUACGCAGAUCGUGGUCAUGGUCCAACAUUGCCUCAUCAUCCGGGACAUGAACUCCAAACAAAAAUUGUUCCUCACCGGGCAUCUCUGGAGUCACUUAAGCCUGUUGAGGGUUUGGGCAUUUACCGUCCCCAUGAUAUCAGAGAUAUUGCAAGUCCCUUUGUUUCUCAGUAUGAACCUUCUGCACCUCCUCAGGAAGCUCCAUCAUCACUUACAAAGCAGUUGCCUGUUACUGCUGCGGCUGUUGCAACUGCUGCAGUGGUGGCAUCCUCUAUGGUUGUCGCUGCUGCUAAAUCUAACAGCGACAUGAACUUUGAUGUGCCUGUUGCGGCUGCAGCCACCGUCACCGCAGCCGCAGUUGUUGCCACAACUGCUGCUGUCAGCAAGCAAUAUGAACACUUGGAGCCUGGUAAUCCACUGCUCAGUUUACCAAGUUCCUCUCAAGGAAAUGAAUCAAUCGAUAAAGGCAGAGACGACUUUUGGGAUAAACAGCACCUUGAAUUUGAUCAUGGCCAAGAUCACACUCUGGAUCAAGAAGUUCCUCAGGAAGCUGAAAGAACCUCAGACAAAUCAAGCGGGACAGAGAGUGCAAGAUCAGAUAUUGCCCUGGAUGAAGAAGUUGCAAAGUUUGAAAUCCAAUGGGAAGAAAUUGCUAUUGGUGAACGGAUUGGCCUUGGAUCAUUUGGAGAAGUUUAUAGAGGAGACUGGCAUGGAACGGAAGUUGCAGUCAAAAAGUUUUUGCAACAAGACAUUUCAAGUGAUGCACUGGAAGAGUUUAGAUCUGAGGUGCGAAUAAUGAAGAGGUUACGCCAUCCUAAUGUUGUUCUCUUCAUGGGUGCUAUCACUCGCGUGCCUAAUCUUUCCAUAGUCACCGAAUUUCUGCCAAGGCCACAGAUAGUGAAAGAGCAGGGAAUUGGCUUAAUGUGGUCGAUGUAUUACUUGAGUCUCGAGGUUGGAUUAUAUAGAGUUACAAGACUUGGAGGGCAAGAAGCCUCCUAGAGAUAAGAUGGAAACAUGGGAUCGCAAUCCUAACAAAUCCUAUCAAAUCACGGUUAGUUGUGAUACUCUAAUCUAACCCCACCAUAAUAGUUAGAUCCUUACCAUAUAUUCUAACAUCUCCUGCAGUUGCAGCGGGAGCGUCGCAGACGGUGAGACUAGAGAGGAAGAUGAAGUGACAUCCCCCCACAGUCACGGCGGGAAUGCGACGCAGGUGCUGUGACUGGAGUGGAAGUUGGCGAGGUGCUCAUGCAGAUGAUAGCCCUUUGUGUUGAUGUUGAGGUAGCCAAGAACGAGGGCAUGCAGCCGUGGUCGAGGAUGCCACGCGUAUGGUAGCUGUGGUCGAGGUAGCCAUAGUCGGGAUUGUUGUUGACGAGGAAGCCGCACUUGAAGCCACGGGCGCAAGGAGGCGCCAUGGAGUCGAGGGUGCGAGGAGGCCCUAUUGAAGAAGACGGUGACGUGAUCGAGGCAAUCAUUGAGGAAGAGGUCGAUGCUGAAGUCGAUGUGUCGAGACUGUCGAGGACAAGGCGUUGCACCAGGUUUGCCAGGCCUAAGAACGCGUCGGGGACGAAGGCACGCACCAGUGUUGAUAGUACCGGACAUGCUAAGAAAGGGACCAUCACAAACCAUACGCCAGUGUCAGAGGGACUAGCAGAGAAGGCCUCCGAGACGGUUGUGUUGCGCACAACGGCGAGGAGAGUGCAAGUGUAGCCUGCGUUUGUUGGAGUAGAUAGAGUGUAGUCGAUGAAGAGACGACUCGGACGAUGAGGUUGUGGUGGCCGAAGACUGAACGUGAGGCGGAACCAGUGGCCUAGAGUGGCGACGCCAGUAUUCGAGAGAGGCGUGAAGACGGUGCUCGAAGUAGGCAGAGAAGGACCUGAUCGGCGUGAUGAAAACCAGGUGCAUGUACGAUUGGUGGUGAAAGCUGCGCCAAGAAAGGUGGGAUAGCCCAGCCAGAGGGUUGUUGCGCGUGGGAACAACGAUGAGGGCCAUGUGCACGGACCCUACGACCUGAGGGGGCGACGUAGUGGCCACGCGCGAGGCGUAGCAGCGGCGGGAGCCACUGAGGACGGGGACACGCCAGGGAGGGCGUGGCAGCAGUCUGGAGGCAAUGACCAUAGGCGGCGGCACUACACCCCGAGGAGUGCGCAACGACAUCAUGUUGCUCGGAGGCGAUGCACGCGUACUUAGGACAACCGUCUCGAGGCCGUGCAUGUCGCAACCUUGCGCUAAGUCGGCUGAUCAGAUCGAGGUACGUGCGGAGCGAGACGGCGGUGGACGAUGCCACACAAAUUGAAGUUGGUGGUGGCGUUGUCAGGGAGAACUGGCGCCAAGGAUGUCCCGAUCGGUGUGGCAAUGACGAAUCGACAUGGAGGCGUGCGGACGGGGCAGCUGAGUAACAGCGCGUGAAGGCGUUCCUAGGGCGCCGCGCGCCCAGCCUUGCCGCACAGUUGGAGAUGAGGAGCCUGCCGGUGGAGUCGAUGCCGAUGUCGGAGUAGAGGCGCAUGAGGAUGACAGGCGGCGGUGGGUGACGCAAAUCGAUCUAUGAUCAGAAAAACCAAAGAGAACACCGAUCGAUCAACGGAUCGGUAAAAGACUUCCUAGGUUGGCUGAUCGACAAAAUCGGCGACAUGAACUCUAGCUAUGGGUUGCGCAGCCCCCAACGGAGAUCAAUCUCCCCAGAGGCGGCCUGACGGAAGCGACAGUUUUGGAGCUAGGACCCAAACCUAAACUGAUACCAUGAAAGAGUAGGGAAUUAGCUUAAUGUGAUCGAUGUAUUGCUUGAGCCUCGAGGACGGAUUAUAUAGAGUUACAAGACUUAGAGGGCAAGAAGCCUCCUAGAGAUAAGAUGGAAACAUUGGAUCGUAAUCCUAUCAAAUCAUGGUUAGUCGUGAUACCCUAAUCUAACCCUACCAUAACAGUCGUAUCAAAUCACGGUUAGUCGUGAUACCCUAAUCUAACCCUACCAUAUCUAUCGGAUCCUUCUGGAUCCUUACCGUAUAUUCUAACAGAUAGGAAGAUUGUUUCUAUCGAUAAUGAUUGUCUUGUUCUUUUGUCAUGCUGUUUUUUUGGUCUCAUCUUCCCAAUCCUGUAAGAGCUGUAAUGACCAGGCUACUUUUACAAGUCAAGCUGAGUCAGGUGACAAUUACUAAAGAGAGCCAUAUUCUGGAAUGCUUGCUGGAAAUUCCCUUUAAGAACUGUGCAUUAGGUUUUUGAUGAGUGAUUUGUUACCGCACACAGUGUGCAUAAUCUACACGUGCUCAUUCUAAUAGCUCUUUUGACCCUUCAUGUACAACAUCUGGCUGCAGUUUCACGUGCUCUCGUUAAAAAUCUGUAUUAUCUUUUAUCU